AUGUUGGACGGCAUCAUGCAGGGUCUGUUUAGCCUGCUGUUUUAUUCGAAUGGCUCUGGUGGUAGGGAUGUCGACCAGUUUAAGGAGGGCCGAUGGGCUGGAAACCGGAUCUCGAUCCAGGUCAAGGAGACUGUCGGAGAUCUGGCAGAGUGGAAGGACAUCAGCGCUGAGGUCGAGGCUGACUUGAAUCCUAGUGGCCUUCGUACUAAACAGUAA
This is a messenger RNA of Linnemannia hyalina, 216 nucleotides long. The record is from the annotation of a GenBank genome assembly. NCBI's taxonomy places the organism in Eukaryota, Fungi, Mortierellomycota, Mortierellomycetes, Mortierellales, Mortierellaceae.